Molecule: messenger RNA, 8329 nt
Organism: Manis javanica (Malayan pangolin)
Lineage: Eukaryota; Metazoa; Chordata; Mammalia; Pholidota; Manidae
Source: RefSeq, a predicted model, not a curated record
GCCAGGGAGCACGCAUUGCUCUUUUAAACUCCACGGCACCAGAGAUGAAGUCACCUUUCUGCUUUUAAAACCAACAGAUCUGCCCUGUAAGUCUCUGUCACUUCUGCUAGAACUUGGUAUUUUUCCCACUGUUGAUCACCAGGACCUUCUCUCAGGAUAUUCCAUUUGAUCUGAGAGCUGCUCAUACAAAAGACUUGCUGGAAGCAUGGACCUCAGUGAAAAAUGUCCUUUGGAGGACGGAACCUGGUUGCCCCAUGCUGGAAUGCAUCACUUUGCCAACACCACAGGGGACAGUGAGUUUGGGGAAGCCCCUCUCGCACCCUACAGCCCGGAGGAGUUAGGUCCCCCUCCUGUUUGUUACAGUCCCAGGAGUCCUGUGCCGGUUCUAGAAGACCCCAGCCACUUUUUCCCAGAUUUUCAGCUCUACUCUGGGAGGCAUGAAGCAUCUGUUCUGACAGUGGAGGCAAGCAGCGGCUUCCAGGAAAAAGUUGCUGAGGAUCCUCUUUGUAACUUCCACUCCCCGAGCUUCCUGAGGGUCUCAGAGGUGGAAAUGAGAGGUUCCGAGGAUGCGGCAGCUGGAACAGUAUUGCAGCGGCUGAUCCAGGAACAACUGCGGUAUGGCACCCCGACCGAGAACAUGAACUUGCUGGCCAUUCAGCACCAGGCCACAGGGAGUGCAGGACCAGCCCACCCUACAAACAACUUUUCUUCCACGGAAAACCUCACUCAAGAAGACCCACAAAUGGUCUACCAGUCGGCACGCCAGGAACCGCAGGGUCAAGAACACCAGGUGGACAACACGGUGAUGGAGAAACAGGUCCGGGCGGCGCAGCCCCAGCAGAACAACGAGGAACUGCCCACGUACGAGGAGGCCAAGGCGCAGUCUCAGUUCUUCAGGGGCCAGCAGCCGCAGCAGCCGCAGCAGCCGGGGGCCGGGGGCCACGGUCACUACAUGGCCGGGGGCGCCAGUCAGAAGUCGCGGACCGAGGGGAGGCCCACGGUGAGCCGUGCCAAUAGUGGACAGGCGCACAAAGACGAGGCGCUCAAGGAACUGAAACAGGGCCACGUCCGCUCUCUCAGCGAGAGAAUCAUGCAGCUGUCACUGGAGCGGAAUGGUGCCAAGCAGCACCUCCCCGGCUCAGGGAAUGGAAAGGGGUUCAAGGCAGGAGGGGGACCCUGCCCAGCCCAGCCUGCAGGCAAAGUGCUGGACCCCCGGGGUCCUCCACCCGAGUACCCCUUCAAGACCAAGCAAAUGAUGUCCCCAGUCAGCAAAACCCAGGAGCACGGACUUUUCUACAGCGACCAGCACCCUGGGAUGCUCCACGAGAUGGUCAAGCCUUACCCUGCCCCUCAGCCUGCGAGAACGGAAGUGGCCGUCCUGAGGUACCAGCCGCCCCCAGAGUAUGGGGUAACAAGCCGCCCAUGCCAGCUUCCUUUCCCGUCGACGGUGCAGCAGCACUGCCCGAUGUCCUCCCAGAACUCCUCGGCCAGCGGGCCGCUGCACUCCGUGUCCCUGCCGCUGCCGCUUCCUGUGACCCUGGCGGUGGCACAGCCCCCGCCCGCCGCCUCCCCCAGCCAGCAGCUCGGGCCAGAUGCAUUCGCGAUUGUGGAGCGAGCCCAGCAGAUGGUGGAGAUACUAACAGAGGAGAACCGCGUGCUUCACCAGGAACUUCAGGGCUACUAUGACAGUGCCGACAAGCUCCACAAGUUUGAGAAAGAACUUCACAGGAUUUCAGAAGCCUAUGAGAGCCUGGUCAAGUCCACCACCAAGCGAGAGUCCCUGGACAAGGCGAUGCGAAACAAGCUGGAAGGCGAGAUUCGUAGACUCCACGAUUUCAACAGAGACCUCCGAGAUCGACUGGAAACCGCCAACAGGCAGCUGUCCAGCAGAGAAUACGACGGGCAUGAAGACAGAGCUGCCGAGGGGCUUUAUGCUUCCCAGAACAAAGAAUUCUUGAAGGAAAAGGAGAAGUUAGAAAUGGAGUUAGCGGCAGUGCGGACUGCGAGCGAGGACCACCGGAGACACAUUGAGAUCCUGGACCAGGCUCUGAGCAACGCCCAGGCCAGGGUCAUCAAGCUGGAAGAGGAGCUAAGAGAGAAGCAAGCAUAUGUCGAGAAAGUUGAGAAGCUGCAGCAGGCCCUGACCCAGCUUCAGUCUGCGUGUGAGAAGCGAGAGCAGAUGGAGCGGAGGCUGCGGACCUGGUUGGAGAGGGAGCUGGAUGCCCUGAGAACCCAGCAGAAACAUGGAAAUGGCCAGCCCGCCAGCAUGCCAGAAUACAAUGCCCCAGCCCUCAUGGAACUCGUGAGGGAGAAGGAGGAGCGGAUCCUGGCCCUGGAGGCCGACAUGACCAAGUGGGAGCAGAAGUACCUGGAGGAGAGCGCCAUCCGGCACUUCGCCAUGAAUGCCGCGGCCUCUGCCGCCUCGGAGAGGGAUACCACGAUCGUCAACCACUCGAGGAACGGCAGCUACGGCGACUGCUCACUGGAGGCCCACAUGUGGCAGGAGGAGGAGGAGGUGGUGCAGGCCGCCAGGAGGUGUCAGGACAUGGAGUUCACGAUUAAAAAUCUCCAUGCCAAAAUCAUAGAGAAGGAUGCCAUGAUUAAGGUCCUUCAGCAGCGAUCCCGUAAAGAUGCCGGGAAGACGGACUCCUCCAGCCUGCGGCCUGCCCGCUCCGUCCCGUCCAUCGCUGCGGCCACCGGGUCACACUCCCGCCAGACCUCUCUUACCAGCAGCCAGUUAGCAGAGGAGAAGAAGGAAGAGAAGACCUGGAAGGGGAGUGUAGGGUUGCUGCUGGGGAAGGAGCACCACGAGCACGCCCCCGCCCCCAUGCUCCCCGUGUCCCCGGCUGCAGCGCUGUCCCCCACAGCCCCCAUCGCCUCGGCCAGCAGUGCACACGCCAAGACAGGCAGCAGAGACAGCAGCACGCAGACGGACAGGAGCGCGGAGCUCUUCUGGCCCAGCCGCGGCCGGCUGAGUGGGACCCCCUCCAACAGCCCCAUCCUAAAGCACCCGGCUGCCAAAGGGACUGUGGAGAAACCGGAGAACACGCCUGGCCACGGAAAGUCGCCUGACCACAAGGGCCGGGUAAGCAGCUUGCUCCACAAGGCUGAGUUCCCUGAUGGAGAGAUGAUGGAGGUUCUCAUCUAACGUGGGCAUCCUGUGGCACCUCAUAACGGGACAGUGACAAGCAAAUGAGGCACGUGGCAAAGAAGGCAAAGAAAGAUCAAGAAGGUUGCAGUUGGGCAAUCAGGAACAUUUGAACUGAUAAAGAUUUCAGAUUUGUGAGAACACUUUUUAUAAAUGCCAAAAAAUACAUCAGGAGACCUGCGUGACUAAAGGUGAAGAGAAUGCUAUGGAUUUUUAGCUCAUAUGGUAGGAGGGAGAAGAUGCAGAGAAGAAAUAGGAAAUGGAGUUUUUCAUUGUAGAGAAAAUACAUCUCUUGGGGAGGGUCUGUGUACAUUGCAUUCUCUGGUUAUAAACAGAUAAGCCUGAACAUGGGUCUUCCUUGUUUAAGAAGAAUCUCCCAGCAAUCUUGGAGACACUAUCUUGGCAUAACAUAACAGCACCUGUGCCGCCCACGGGGUGUCCUGGGAACAUGUGUACCUGUUGCAGUGAAAAGUGUGCAGGAGUGAUGGGCAAUUUAAGGCCAUCCUCACCUACUUACCUGCUUGCUUGGUUUGUAUUUGCAGAUUAUGUGGGUUCUUGGCUUUUCUGGAUUCACAGUAUUUUCUAAACAGGAUGGAGAUACUGUGAUCUUGAUGCUCAUCCUCCUUAGCUUCUCUGACUCCAUCUGUCUCUGCCUCCUUCUCUUUAAUUUUACUUUUCUGUAAAAUUUUCCUCCUUUUUAAUAAGACAGAAUUCCUUAGAUCUGGAAUGGAUUAGGGCAGUAUCCGAACUGUCGCUAUUCUCGCUGUGUUUAACAGUGAGCAGUGAGACAACGCCAUGUGCUGGCUUCGCGGCUGCUUCCUCCGCCUUUGAGCAGUUGGGCGGCAGCUGUUACUCUCGCCCUGGCUGUGAACUGGGUGAGCUGUGAUGAGGUGGAGGAUCCCAUGGCCACUGUGACAUCUGCAUCAAGGCCGUGGCCGUGGCUGCCUCCUUGCUCCCGUCAGCUCCCCGGCACAGCCUUGGCAUGUCCACCGCAUCACUCUUUUGGGAGAGUACUGUGAGGGCCGCACUCUGCCAGCGAAUGGCUUGGUGGCGUCCGGGCUCCUGGCACUGCUGUCAAGUGUCCGUGGCUCACGAGCACGUUCACCACUGUCCCCGCUCCCUCUCGCACUCCUCAGGUGGCUCUUGACAGGCACAUGUGUCAGCACAUCCGUUUUUCCCUGACGUCAACUUGCUUUAUAACCUAUCAGGCCAGUAUACUCACAGUGUGGUCGGGUGUUUUGAAGUUUUAGUUUGGGACAGGUUGUCCAAAAGAAGACAAAUGCCAUGUUUAAGAGGCAGGAGUGAGUGAGGUUGGGGCCUCCUGUCCCUGAAUGCGAUGCUUCACAUCUGGCUCCUCCGACAUUAGCUUUCUUUCCAAGCCUAGGAGGUGCUGGAUCAGAAGAGAGGAGAAGCUGAUCAGGCUGUCAGAUGCUCUUGCAGGGCCUGAAAUGUUCUCCCUCCGGGGCAGCCGGGUCCUUGCUGUCUCGGGUCCCUUUCCUCAUGCUAAGGGAAGGGAAAAAGCCCUGGGUCUGAGUCUUUUCAAGCCCCACCUCGAUGAAGCCCUGAUCACACCACCACUCGGAAGGCUUGCUUAGGUAGUUUAUUUUAGGGUUGGUGUUUGGAGGAUCACCUGGGUGGAGUUAGAGCCUCCCCAGACUGCGGUGGGGGAGGAUCACCGGUGGAGCAGGGGCGUGGGUGGGAGGGGGGCAAUGGCCUUGGCCUGGGGGCUCUGAGCCUCCAGUGUGACAGAGACGCAGGCCUGACUCCUCCCAGGCUCUGCUCUGUGGUGGGCAGUCAGCUUUGGGCUUGAUGCUCACUGCCUCCUGUGGUGCCUGCUGAGCUUCAAAGAGAGAACCUGCAGCCUGGGAAACUGGAGCCAUUCUGAGGGGUGAGCAGCCCACCUCAUGCCCUGGGGUGAGGGGAGAGCACGCAGGGUCAUUGGGGAAAGGGUGGGGGACAGGCGGAGGGAUCCUGAGCCACAUCUGUUCCCUUCACUUUUUAGGGGUGAUGAAGUUCAGCUGAUGGCAACUAAUUCUCAGGGACAUUUUGACCCCUGAUUAAUGGUGGUGGCGAACCAGGAAGGAAAAACAGUGUCUAGAGGGAAAAGGGCAAGUCAUAUUUGCCAGCCCCCCUAGGCAUGGGUAACAGCAAGGGCCACAGCCCAGUUUCCCUCCAGCCGCCCCUUUAUAAGCCAGCACACUGUGUGGGUGCUCAGGUCCCCCCCAGGCACCCUCCCAGACCCCUUUUAUGCCCCAACACACUGCGUGGGUGCUCAGGUCCCCCCCACGCACCCUCCCAGAUCCCCUUUAUGCCCCAGCACACUGCAUAGGCACUCAGGAACCAGGCCUCCUGCCCUUUGUGCUUCCCCUGAGUUGCCAGGUGCAAACACUGACGCUGCCAUUUUUCGGCUGUGCUGUGGUCUGUCUUCUCUAACCUGCUAAGGCUUUUCUGGGAUCUGUGGCUUUAUAAUACAUCUUUUCAUGGGAGAUUUCCUGCCAAGCCAGGGCACCUGCCACUUUUCACCUUCAUAGCUCUCUUGAAGCCUUGCUUGCUGCAGGGAAAGCAACUGCAAAUACUGAGUGCCUGGGCUUCAGCCCUGAAGCCCUAGAGUCGACUACAGACAUGAGGUAUAGAUGGACGUCUUCACGUGCCGCUAUAAGCAGGGCUACAAAAUCCAUUUAAAGAACGCUUGCUUGUAUGUUGUCAAGAGCCCUGGACCUCCUCACAGCUUCCCCGUGGUGCCUGCUUAUGGCCCUGGCGGUCAAGUGAAGGGUAAGCUGUGUGGCUUUGUGUGGGGGUGCUGCUUCCCCCUAAAGGUAUCCUGGCCAUUUCUGCUUGCUGCCCAGGGUACCAUGUGGAGUAGAGAUGCCACUGGAUUUCUGGCAACUAAUUUCAGAGCAUGUGGGACCUUUUCUUAGCACUUUCUUCUCUCAGCUUCUCUUCUCCUUCCCAGAGGCUAGUAGCCAAUGAGGGUGUUGAGUUCAGCUUGUUAGUAGCAGGCGAGCCAGGCAGGGCUGCCCCUCCCGUCCAGGGCUUUGGGUGGAAGGCAGAGUGGUAGGACCCUUCUGUCCUCAGUCUUGCAGGGCUUGCUCUCUGGGGCCCGUGUGUGAACUUGACUAUGUGGGGCUCGGUUUGGAUAUUGAGACAGCUGCCCCAAAUGAACUCUGAGCUGGGAACAGAGAACGCAGUGACCGUGUUGCUCAGGGGAGGGGCUGUGGGGAUGCCCCUGCAGAGCCAGCAUCGUCAGUCCUGGUGUUCUCCGGGACUUCAGCCACCUUCAGCCACCUGUACCCUCCUGAUGCUGAGUGCCAAUGGGAUGAGAGACGGUCCCCACUCAGCAGCCUUCUGAGUCCCCGAGACUGAUGUGAGCACAGAGGUCAGGGAGGAGGCUGGCUCCUGGGAGGCAGUGAAGGGUAGGUUGGGGGCUCAAAGGUUUGGAGGCAGACAGCUCACGCUGACUGCUGGGACCCCUGCUGAGCAAAGAGCUCUGUUUUCCACAGUCCUACUCUAUGUCUGCCCCGGAGCCGGGGGAGCUCGAAUGACCUUGCCACCCCCAAGCAGAGGAGAACCGCGGCCACAGUAAGUGGGAGCCCACGAAUGUUCCACAGAGAUAGGCGUCAAGUAGCCAGAGGAUCCAGCCCAUGAUUAGGUUCUUCACGUCCCCAGGCCAGCAGCAGUUAUAAAUGUUAGUUUUCUUCUUUUUUUCUUGAUAAUUCAUCAGUGUGUUUGAAGUGUCUUCAUUCAAUGUGAGGAAUGUUCACUGGGUUUGCCUCUGAUGUGUGGCUCCACGGGAGAGAGGUAAUUAAGAAGUUUCCAGAAGCUGAUCUUCUGGGAGUCUGUAAAGGUCAGCAUUUCAGGAAAUGGAUUUCUUCUGGAACUAAUGAGCAGUUUUUUUCUUUCUCCUUUUAGGUAGUAGUGUGUGCCCUAUUCUCAUUUAGUAAUUUAAUGGUAUAUAAAGACGUGUAUAUGUCAGUGCAUAUAGAUGAGGUCUGACUCCAAGACUGUGUGUUGAAUUCCUUUUCUUAGUAUCCAGAAGAUGGAAGUGCUUCAUCUCACCCCACCUUCCUUCAAAGGUGACUCUUUGGGAGACUCUGCACAGGUCGCUCCAUGCUGCCCAAGAGGACACGUUUUGUAAAUGCCUCUAUUCAAAUGGCCUUCGGGGCCUCUGCCAUGUUCCUUAGAUUAGCCUGAGAGAUGAGAAAUCUCCAUCCUUUGAGGAUGGAUUUAAGUUUGGAAAUAAUCCCAAGUCAUUUACUCAGUUGGAUAAAUAAAGAUAGGUUAUUAAGGUCACACCAUUUUAGCUUUAAAAAAAAAUCUCUAGAUGUUCCUUGGAAUGAGGCUUUGGACUCCAAGAGCCUCUCCGGGUGGCCGCUUCUAAGGAGGGCAGUAGUCAUGGACAUGCAACGUCUAGUGGAUUCAUUUUUAAAGAUCUUCUCUCUUGCCAUGCCUUGUCUGUGUUCACAGCUCUGCACAUCCCCAGCUGUAAGUGCGUAUUCAUUAGUGAAAACCUCCAGUAGCUAUUCUGUAAAACCCCAUUAUACUUCAGUGCAUGUUACUGUCAUGUUAUGCUAUGACUGAGGCAUUUGUCAUGGAACUUUGCUUCACAGAAUUAAAAUAUUGUCCUCAACAUAAUGAAGCACACGCACAGCAUUCUCUUGUAUCAGCUCCGCAGGUUUUGAUGCAGCAGUUUUGCCUAGCAUUCUGUUCACACACAGACACCUGUAAGUAUUUAUUACAAAACAGAACGUAAGCAGAUUUAGCCACAGUGGUUUUCUUUGAAUUAAGGUGUUUUCCCCUUUUGUGGAGGGUCUCACUCCAUGAGGCACUUUCAGAGUCUGUGAAAGAGGCAGGUGCAUGCACAGGCCUCGGCCAGCCCUGUGCCACCGCGCUGGCCGCCUGCCGGGUGGUCGUCCCUGUGCCCGGUGCCAGUUGUGCUGUGUUCUCGCCAGUGGACUGACUCUGCUGCAACGUUCGGGCAUCUUGGUCCUUCUGGCCUGUGUUGAAGUGGGGUGUGCAGAGCUGCACAGCCGGGUGGGUCUGUGAACAGAGUGAGGGAGAGUCCAAGAACAGCGUGAUCCCCAUGGCAAAUAUUGAUACUAAUGGUCAGCCAAAGAUUUUCCUAUUUCCUUUGCUGCUUAAACUUGUGCCUUAAUAUUGUAUAUAAUAAAUGGAUAAAAUGGC